Camellia sinensis is the source of this 979-nucleotide messenger RNA. RefSeq names its product tyrosine sulfotransferase-like protein. The record is from RefSeq and is a predicted model, not a curated record. NCBI's taxonomy places the organism in Eukaryota, Viridiplantae, Streptophyta, Magnoliopsida, Ericales, Theaceae.
UUCUCCCUCAAUCGUUGAGGCAGCCCUAACCCUCAAGAGAGAGGCGAACUCGAACGGUUCCUCCGACGCAGAGGAGGGUGGGCAACGGCGACUCCGGAGGCGACAGCAGCUGCAGCUAGGCGAGGUGAGGCGGCUGUGAGGCUGGAGGGAGCGAGUGUUAGGUUGAAUUGAUGACGCCAUUUCCUUGUGCGAAAUGUGGUUGUCUGGAAACUUCAUCAAGCGUUUACUCAAGGACAUCCAUUACUUGGUGCUCAUCUAGGAAGCAGUGUUUGGUCCUCCUAAGUUGUCCCAAAUGUUGAAGUAUUUGGCAUGAGCUAUGAUAGAGAAGAUGAUCAUGUUCCUAAACACCUAGAAGGGUAAAGUUAAUGGCUGGAAAGGCAGUAAAAUCUGUAGCAAAUGCAGUUGGGGAGUACCAAUAUCCAUGGCGAGAGAAGUUGGUGAAGUACAAGGAUGAGCUCUCUAAGGGUGUUUGGGGUUAUUGGGAGCUUGGGGCAUGGAAGUCGCUUGGCAUUAGCGCCCGCCACCGAGCUCGUCUCCGCAAAGAAGUUCUUCUUGCUGGUGAAGAUUGGCCCUAUGACCCGGCAAGGAAAGAGAUGAGGACUAAGAGGAAAGGGCAUAAAUGUGAUAGGAUAUCAGCGGAAAAGCGGGCCAAUACUGCUGAAUUAAUGCAGAAAAUGCCUCAAAUGUUGGCAGAUUACAGGAAGAGAAGGUGGCAGAAGAAGAUGAAUGAAGAGGAGGCCAAGGCUGAAGAUUAAGCUUCCAUUCUACUGUUUCUUUCAUUACUCUUUUCUCUGUGGAGAACUAUGUUUUAGUAAUAUGCUGCACACUUUACUGAUGUUGGAUUGUGUAUCCCCCUUUCUAUUUUUGACUUAAUUUUUCUUUUUGGUGAAUAAUUAGUUGGUACAAAAAGGAUUAGUGAAGCUUUUGUGCUUUUUUGGUGGACCGCAAUCAAAAUUUUGAUUGACAUUGUGCUUUAUUA